Molecule: messenger RNA, 419 nt
Organism: Trypanosoma conorhini
Lineage: Eukaryota; Euglenozoa; Kinetoplastea; Trypanosomatida; Trypanosomatidae
Exons: 1
Source: RefSeq, a predicted model, not a curated record
AGUCGCGUUCCGCAUGCUCCUCGCACCUUGUCAGGGCGGUUUCAUCCUCGUACCGCACAAGCGUCGUGCCGUCCUCCUCGCACGACACCUUAAGCAGUCGUUGCUCUGCCUCGGAAGCCGCCAUGCACGCAGCCGCGCAGCACAGCGUGAGGGCCAACACGGCGAACAGCACGUGGCGCACGGCCUUCAUUCGUGUCGUUUUGGAGUCGCCUGGGUAUGUGUGUGGGUGGGUGGGUGGCCUCGCUGGUCUGCGUGGGGACGGAGGGAAGAAGACAAAGGUGCACAAAAGAGAGAAACACGGCCGGCACGGCUCGCCGCACACAGACACGCCCGCAGAGCAGCGGGUGACCGCAACAGCACUCGGGCACGCACGGCGCGGUUUCCGCAAGGAGCACACAGACACACGGAGGAAGCAGUAA